Messenger RNA from Tilletiopsis washingtonensis, 2482 nucleotides. Its product is annotated as PMT-domain-containing protein. Gene Ontology annotation, biological process: protein O-linked glycosylation via mannose. Gene Ontology annotation, cellular component: membrane; endoplasmic reticulum. Gene Ontology annotation, molecular function: dolichyl-phosphate-mannose-protein mannosyltransferase activity. Bases 21 to 2372 code for a protein of 783 amino acids. Lineage: Eukaryota; Fungi; Basidiomycota; Exobasidiomycetes; Entylomatales. The transcript has 10 exons. The record is from RefSeq and is a predicted model, not a curated record.
CUCCACACACACACACCGCAAUGGCCGAGCCCAGCGCCGCUGUUCGGCGCCGGCCAGCCGCUGCGCAAAAGGACGACGACGACGACGCCGCCGCGCGGGCAGCGGCGCAGCUCGCGGCCGAACAGCCGCGCGAGAGGCUUGUCAAGGACCAUCCCGCAGCGCAGGCACUCGACAUCACCACGCACGCCAUGUCCUUCGCCCGCGACGCCGUGCCCCUGGCAGCCGUCACGCUCGCCGCGGCCGGGCUGCGCUUCUACCUCAUCUCGCAUCCGGCGCAGGUCGUCUUUGAUGAGGUGCACUUCGGCAAGUUUGCCGCUUACUAUCUGCGGCGCGAGUACUACUUCGACGUGCACCCGCCGCUCGCCAAGCUGCUCAACGCCUUUGCCGGCUACGUCGCCGGCUUCAAGGGCGACUUUGACUUUGAGAACAUCGCCGACGACUACGUCGCCAACGGCGUGCCGUACGUCGGCAUGCGUGCCCUGCCCGCGCUGCUGGGCACCGCGGCCGUGCCCGUCGUGUAUGCGAUCAUGCGCGAGACGGGACAUAUGCCGGCUGUCGCGGCGCUUAGUGCGGCGCUGUUGGCUUUCGACAACGCACACAUUGCGCAGGACCGCCUGAUUCUGCUCGAUGCCGCGCUCUGUCUCUUCAUGAUCAACAGUCUCUAUUGCUACAUUCGCUUCUACAAGGAGCGCUACAACGAGUUCUCGCUGCGCUGGUGGGCAUGGAUGCUGGCGACGGGCGUCAAUCUCGCCCUGACGAUGAGCUGCAAGAUGGUCGGCCUGCUCACGUUCAUGGCCAUCGGCUCGGCCGUGGCGAUUGAUCUGUGGAACCUGCUGGACAUCCGGCGCGGUCUGACGCUCCACCACGUCGGCCGGCACUUCUUUGCGCGCGUGCUCGGCCUCAUCAUUGUGCCUGCCAUCGUCUACAUGUUCUGGUUCUGGGUGCACUUCGCCAUCCUGACAAAGUCGGGCACGGGCGAUGCGUUUAUGAGUGCCAACUUCCAGCAGACGCUCGAGGGCAACGCCAUGCUGUCGCAGGCUCGAGAGAUCCACUGGGGCGACAGCAUUACGCUGCAGCACAAGGGCACAAAGGCCUACCUGCACUCGCACCUCGACCGCUAUCCGCUCAAGUACGACGACGGACGCAUCUCGUCGCAGGGCCAGCAGGUGACGGGCUACCCGUUCAACGACACGAACAACGUGUGGAAGAUUGUGCGGCCCGAGGGCGAGCUGCCGCACGAUGCGCCCGAAGAGGAGCGCAUCGUGCGGCACACGAACCAGAUCCGCCUGCUGCACGUCAAUUCGCAGUCGUACCUGCUCGCACACGACGUCGCCUCGCCGCUGAUGGCGACCAACGAAGAGUUCACGGUGCACCCGGCCAACGACUCGAGCCGCUUCAACGACACGGUGUUUGAGUUCAACAUCGACGGCGUGAGUGCGACGUCGCGCAAGGCAUGGAAGAGCAAGGCCGUCCUCUUCCGCCUCAUCCACGUGCCCACGCGCGUCAGCAUGUGGACGCACACCGAGACGCCGCUGCCCGACUGGGGCUACAACCAGCAGGAGAUCAACGGCAACAAGAACGCCAUGGAAAAGACGGCGCUGUGGUUCGUCGAUGACUUGAUGCCCGACGAGGACUCGCCGCUCUACGUCGAGCGCACCGAGCCGCUGCCGCCGCGGCCAAAGACGCGCAUGUCGUUUCUGCGCAAGUUUGCCGAGCUGCAGAUCACCAUGCUGCAGCAGAACUCGCAGCUCACGCAGAGCCAUCCGUACGCCACGGGCCCGCUCAACUGGCCGUUUCUGCUCCAGGGCAUCUCGUUCUGGACCGAGGACGCGACGCUGAAGCAGAUCCACAUGAUCGGCAAUCUCGUCAGCUGGUGGACGUCGAUUCUCUGCGUCUCCGUCUUUGCCGGCAUCAUGGGCGCCGACCUGCUCGCGCGGCGCCGCGGCAUCGAGCCCAUCGACCCGCCGAUGCAUUCGCGCAUGCUCAACUCCGGCGGCUUCUUCUUCUUCGCCUGGGCCUUUCACUACUUUCCCUUCUUCCUCAUGAACCGCCAGCUCUUCCUGCACCACUACCUGCCCGCGCACAUCUGCAGCUGUCUGCUCACCGGCGCCGUCUUCAACUUUGUCGCCUCAGAGACGAUCAACUACCCCGUCUCGCGCCCCGGCCCGCUGCUGCGGCCGCACAAGCUGCGCGCGCGCACGGACAACGAACUGCCGAUGCCGGCACGCGCAGUGGCCGCGCUCACCGUCGCGGCGCUCAUCGGCUGCUUCUGGUUCCUCAGUCCGCUCACGUACGGCGAGCCCGGCCUGGACCCGGAUCAGGUCAACCUGCGCCGCGUGCUCAGCUCCUGGACGCUGCACUUUGCGAAGUAGAUGGCGCCACUGCCGGUGCUCGCGCGGCCGCACGCCAUCAGACAAGCACGGCUCCCUCAGCUUCUGGACACAGUAGCGCAUGGCAAAUCGAUAGGUCUCUUUCCCGGCCC